Molecule: messenger RNA, 1056 nt
Organism: Phytophthora infestans T30-4
Lineage: Eukaryota; Oomycota; Peronosporomycetes; Peronosporales; Peronosporaceae
Exons: 3
Coding region: 1-1056 (351 amino acids)
Biological process (GO): phospholipid catabolic process
Cellular component (GO): plasma membrane
Molecular function (GO): D-type glycerophospholipase activity
Source: RefSeq, a predicted model, not a curated record
AUGGAGGCCUCGCUAUUACCCGUCGUACUUCUUCAGUCGAGGACUACCCCUACGACUAUUAAUACUCGCACCGGUGUCGAGUGUACCAAGGUUGGCGGCUUCUUUCCCGCGGUUGUGAGAUUGUGCAUCUGUGAGCCAUGUCACGUGUGCGAGUUCAAAAAGAACUCGCUGACUUGCGGGUACAAAGAACAUAAAGAGUUGGAUGCAUCGGACGGCUCGGACUUGACAGUGGAUCAACCUCUGCUCGCGCCGACCGAUUGGUUUCUUACUGAGGAGGAGGUUACAGCGUCACGGAAUGGCUCAACUCGAGGCGACAUGGCCACUUACACGACCGGGAACGACGUCACGACAUACACCGUACCGAAAGAAUUCUUUGACGCUGCUUUUACUGAUCUUUCGUCCACCAAGGAGGGAGAUCGAGUCAUGCUGGCAGGUUGGGGUACAGACCUCAUUCCGUUCCAGCCCGAUGUCGACGGUGGCAACCAGUCCCAAUUACAUGACGUGGUUGAAGGCAAAUCGCAGAAUAUUAAGGUUCGCGACGACAUUAACGAUAUCGCGGCAUCAGUAACGACAGGAAAGAAGCCACUUUUCCUAUUUGACGACCGCGUACGGACGAUUUCAUCAACUCACCACCAGAAGAAUCUAAUCAUAGCAUCUACCAAUUCGACGGAGGUGGAUCAACACCCUGUGGCUUACGUUGGUGGGAUCGACAUCACUUCAGGUCGUUGGGAUACGAUCUACCACAAUGAGUCGGAACUUCGCGAAUCUACCGGUGUGAGUGGCUCCUUCAAGGGCUGGAUAGACGGCCAUGUCCGUAUUCACGGGCCGGCAGCAAAAGAUGUGGCUGGAAACUUUCUCAGUCGCUGGAACUCCGACUACGAACCAACACAGGGUCUUGCCAAGGACUUGCUCGACUUUGACAACCCGCCAUACGACGACUUAGCGCCUCUAGACUACACCAGCAGAGGGACCAAGUCGGAGUUAGGCAGCCAAAACGUACAGAUCGUACGGACGUUCAGCUGCAAGUAUGAGCACUACGACGAGUUCGCUCCCUAG